Malaya genurostris is the source of this 827-nucleotide messenger RNA. RefSeq names its product ATP synthase subunit s, mitochondrial. Lineage: Eukaryota; Metazoa; Arthropoda; Insecta; Diptera; Culicidae. The record is from RefSeq and is a predicted model, not a curated record. The transcript is spliced from 2 exons. The coding region runs from base 49 to 669 and encodes 206 amino acids.
UAAAAGUUCAACAGGACAAUGUAUGAUGCAGUACUUUGACAGUUGUUAAUGCAAACGAAAAGGAGACUCAACUUGCUGCUGUAUACGACAAUGCUUGCUUCCAAGGGAUGUAGUGCCGUUUAUCGUACGUUUCCAACGAAAAUACCCAAUCGCGGGUUUUGGGCAUGGGUCAAUAUGAUGUUCAACCGGGUAGAUGAAAAUCGCCUUAAGCUUGUAGGACCGGACCGACUGUGUGCCGAGUGGCUACUAAGAAAUGGAGCCAAAGCUAAAUUUGUUAAUAUUCCAAACAUGCAAAUCAACUAUAACUUAUUACCGCAGGACUCCGUUCCCGUUUUAAUAGAAGAGUUAGAUGGUACGGAGUCGGGAAUAAUGCACAUCGGAUUUGAUCACCUGAAAGGGUUAAAACACUUGAGAAAAGUGAAGCUACAUAAAUGUGUAUACCUGGAAGAUCGAGCUUUGGCAAAGCUUCGCAUCGUUGCGGAUACCCUUGAGGAUCUCGAAGUGUCAAGCUGCAAAAACAUUUCGGAUGCUGGUUUACUACAGUUGAAAGAUUUGAAAAAACUAAAACAGUUAAAAACUUAUGAUUUGCCGUACGUCAGAGACAUUGGGGCCGUGGAAAGCAGCCUGAAACAGGCUUUACCAGGAUGUCGAAUGGAUUUGAAAAGUUAGUGCGCUACAUUCAUAUGUUCGACAUGAUCGCAUGAGAAGGGAAUAGUUAGUAAGAUCCAACGAAUUGGUUUGAACGGCGUAGUGGGGAAUAGUCACAAAUGGAUAUUGUUUUUAUAUUUAAAUAUCGUGUGAAAUAUAAGGAUAAGUAUGUAUUUUGA